Lichtheimia ornata is the source of this 2172-nucleotide messenger RNA. RefSeq lists its product as uncharacterized. The transcript is spliced from 13 exons. Gene Ontology annotation, biological process: DNA replication; double-strand break repair via break-induced replication; DNA replication initiation. Gene Ontology annotation, molecular function: 3'-5' DNA helicase activity; ATP binding; single-stranded DNA binding. Lineage: Eukaryota; Fungi; Mucoromycota; Mucoromycetes; Mucorales; Lichtheimiaceae. Gene Ontology annotation, cellular component: nucleus; MCM complex. Bases 1 to 2172 code for a protein of 723 amino acids. The record is from RefSeq and is a predicted model, not a curated record.
AUGGCAACCUUUGGUUGGGAUCGUGGUCAAAUCUACUCGACGAGCGUGCUUCCUGGUGAAGACAAGGUCAACUCCCAUGCUGAACUCACCGCCAUGUUCCAAGAGUUCAUUCAAAACUUUCGCAUCGAUAACUCCUUUGUCUAUCGUGAUCAACUCUCAGAGCAUCUUCUCCUCAAGCAGUACUACAUUGAAGUCGACACCUCCCAUCUCAUCAGCUUCAACACUGAUCUCGCAAACCGAUUGGCUGCAGAGCCUGCAGAACUUUUACCUUUGUUUGAAAACGCUGUAAAAGAAUGUGCCAAACGUAUCUUGUAUCCACGACCCACCGAUGUGCAAACUGCCAGUGUACCUGACUGCCAAGUGACACUCAAAUCAGAUGCCAACGUCAUUCAACUUCGCGAUUUGACGUCUGAUUACAUCGGCAAAUUGGUACGGAUUUCGGGUAUCGUGAUUGGAGCUUCCACUUUGAGUUCUCGUGCUGUCAAUGUCCAAAUCAUGUGCCGUUCCUGCAGGCACGUCAAGAUGAUCCCUGUCAAUGGUGGUUUCGGUGGUAUUACUCUUCCUAGAACUUGUGAUGGUGAAGCACCUGAUGGCAUGAAGAAAGAUUGUGGCAUGGAUCCUUUUGUCAUUGUACAUGAUAAGAGUCAAUUUGUCGAUUCUCAAGUGCUCAAGCUACAAGAAGCUCCCGAUAUGGUUCCUGUUGGUGAUCUUCCUCGUCAUACCAUCCUCAAUGCUGACAGAUGGUUGACCAAUCGUGUGGUUCCCGGUAUGCGAGCAGUGAUUAUGGGCAUUUAUUCCAUUUAUCAAAACAAAGCAGCAAAAUCAACAGGUGCUGCUGCAGUGCGUACACCCUACAUUCGUGUUGUCGGAUUACAGAUUGAUCAACAUAACAGCAAUCGCGGCCAACCAGUUUUCACGGAUGCCGAGGAAGAAGAAUACAUUCGCAUGUCACGCCAAGAUAAUUUGUAUGAGACCUUUGCUGCAAGUAUCGCACCAUCUAUCUUUGGCAAUACUGAUAUCAAAAAGGCCAUUGCUUGCUUGUUGAUGGGUGGCUCCAAAAAGAUUCUUCCAGAUGGCAUGCGUUUGAGAGGUGAUAUCAGCGUCUUACUUCUUGGUGAUCCUGGUACUGCCAAAUCUCAGCUUCUCAAGUUUGUCGAAAAAGUGGCCCCCAUCGCUGUUUACACAUCCGGUAAAGGAAGUAGUGCUGCAGGUCUCACAGCAUCUGUAAUUCGGGAUCCUAGUACGCGAGAUUUCUAUUUGGAAGGCGGUGCAAUGGUGUUGGCUGAUGGUGGUGUCGUUUGUAUUGAUGAAUUUGACAAGAUGCGUGAUGAGGAUCGUGUGGCUAUCCACGAAGCUAUGGAACAGCAAACUAUCUCCAUUGCCAAAGCUGGUAUCACGACCAUUCUUAAUUCAAGAACAUCCGUACUUGCAGCAGCAAAUCCCGUAUUUGGUCGAUAUGAUGAGAUGAAGAGCGCGGGUGAAAACAUCGACUUCCAAACUACCAUCUUGUCACGUUUCGAUAUGAUCUUUAUCGUCAAGGAUGAACACAACGAAGCUCGUGAUAUGUCAAUAGCCCAACACGUUCUCAAGGUGCAUCAAAACAAGCAAGGCAUGGAUGUUGAAAUGGGCGAUAUUGAUCUUGAAAAGAUGAAGGCAUAUAUCAAUUACUGCAAAGCAAAAUGUGCACCACGAUUGACAACCGAAGCAGCCGAGAAGCUCAGCAGUCAUUUCGUCGCUAUUCGUAAAGAAGUCAAGGAAGUAGAGCGUGACACAAAUGUACGAUCCUCCAUUCCUAUCACCAUUAGACAAUUGGAAGCUAUCAUUCGUAUUUCAGAAUCACUUGCCAAAAUGACACUUUCACCAGUGGCAACAGAAGUACAUGUGGAAGAAGCAAUUCGAUUAUUCAAAUUCUCUACUAUGGAUGCUGUGCAAACUGGUGGUGCUGAUGGUAUGACUCGUAAUGAAGUAAUGAAGGAGGUCCAAGAAAUCGAAAAGGAAAUCCAGCGCCGUUUGCCUAUUGGCUCACAAGUACCCGUCAUCAAAAUUCAAAACGAUUGUCUUCAGCAAGGAUAUUCCGAAGCUGCUAUUCGCCGAGCUCUUGCUAUCCUUGGACGUCGAGAAGUCCUUCAAUUCCGUAGUCAAGGAAAGGUGGUGUUUAGACAAGCCGUAUAA